AUGCUGCCCACCUGUGCCCUGCCACUGCCGCCCUCCUGUGUCCGCCACGGCCCUGCCGGCCCAGUUCCGCCCGUGGCCAAGGCCGGGCCCGGGGCAGGUGAGGAGAGAGGCUGCGGGCUCGGGCCGGUGCCCGGCACAGCUGCUCCGCCAGCCAGCGAGGCGACGAUGGAUGAGAACGGAGGAGACCAAAUGGCCUCCCUGAAGGACUUACUGGAAUACGACGAAGAGGCAGUGAUUGACCAGGGAAAAUGGAGCAGCACUGCCAGCAUUCACUAUGAGGAUGAGCUGGAAAUCCACCCCGUCCGUGGGAGCCAGGAGGACGAGCAGCAUGCUCCCCACAAACUCUUCUGCCAGCUGGCUGAGAUCUGCGUGGCAGAGGGGGAAGCUGCUGAGUGGAAGGAUGCAGCAAGGUGGUUCAGGUUUGAGGAGGACGUGGAAGACGGUGGCGAGCGCUGGAGCAAGCCCUACGUGGCCACACUGUCCCUGCCCAGCCUCUUGCAGCUGAGGAGCUUCAUCAGCAGUGGCACAGUGCUGCUGGACAUUGGGGCCAGUGGCAUGGAAGAGAUUGCAGUGGCAGCACUCAGCCCUCGGCCUUCUGCAGACGCUGCUGGGGCUGAAGGUGGGGGGAAGCAGGAGAGCUCCACAAGGGCUUUAAGCAAGGCGGAGCUGCGCUUGCUGAAGAGAAUUCCCAGCGGGGCUGAAGCCUGCAGCCUGCUCGUAGGGGAGCUGGGGGCCCUUCAGCAGCCCCUCCUGGCCUUUGUCCGCCUGGCCCAGGCUGUCCUCCUCCCGGGGCUGACCGAAGUGCCCAUCCCAACCAGGUUCCUCUUUGUUUUGCUGGGACCAGCAGGAAGAGCCCAGCAGUACCAUGAGGUCGGCAGGGCCAUGGCUACUCUCAUGAUGGAUGAGGUUUUCCAAGCAGUUGCCUACAAAGGCAAGAAGCCAGGUGACCUGGUGGCUGGCCUGGAGGAGUUCCUGGAGCGGGUGAAGGUCUUGCCAGCAGGCCAGUGGGAUCCCUCCAUCCGGAUCAAGCCCCCGGAAAAGGUCCCUCCCCAGGAGAAAAGGAAGGUGCCAGGAGCUGUGGACGGCAGCGCUGCGCACCACCACCAGAAGCAGUCUGAGAACUGCUCAGGAACAUCUGAAGCAGCUGGCAGGCCCCAAGCCUUUGAAGGAGAAGAGUCAGAACCCUGGCUCCAGGCUGUUGGUGUCUGCGUGAAGUGCCCUGUGCCCAUCUGGGACGGGUGCAUGAAGACGAGUGCAUGA
Molecule: messenger RNA, 1260 nt
Organism: Indicator indicator
Lineage: Eukaryota; Metazoa; Chordata; Aves; Piciformes; Indicatoridae
Product: electroneutral sodium bicarbonate exchanger 1-like
Exons: 11
Coding region: 1-1260 (419 amino acids)
Biological process (GO): bicarbonate transport; transmembrane transport; monoatomic anion transport
Cellular component (GO): plasma membrane
Molecular function (GO): sodium:bicarbonate symporter activity; monoatomic anion transmembrane transporter activity; solute:inorganic anion antiporter activity
Source: RefSeq, a predicted model, not a curated record